AUGUUGGUCCAUCUGCUCAUCUCCAGUCUGGCAGCGCUUGUCGGCGCCUCGCCUCUCACGGCCAAGAAGCUCAUCGCGUCUCGAAACCUAAAUCAGACCUGGGAGAUCUUGCCCACCGGAAGUGCCCAGCAAUUCAGAGGUCUCUCGCCGGUGUCGGACAAGAUUGCCUGGGUCUCCGGGACAGGAGGCACUGUUCUACGUACCGUUGAUGGCGGCGCUCCUUGGGAAUCAGUCGGCCCUGAGCUCACUGGCGCUGAUAUCGAGUUGCAAUUCCGCGACGUCCAGGCCUUUUCCGCAGAAAAAGCCAUCAUUCUAUCCAUCGGCGAAGGGGCGGAUUCACGCAUAUACAUCACCACCAAUGGCGGCGGAUCAUGGACGCAGACAUUCUCCAACGCCGAGCCCACCGCAUUCUACAACUGUGUCGAUUUCGAGAACGAGGAAAGGGGGAUCGCAGUCAGCGAUCCCGUUGACGGCAAAUUCAGGCUGAUCGAGACUGUUGAUGGGGGUGAUUCGUGGCAUGCCGUGGACCUCAGCGGCAUGGCGCCUGCGUUGCAGGGAGAGUUCGGUUUUGCUGCCAGCGGGACCUGCAUGUCCACGGCGGCGGGACGAUGGUAUGUGGCUUCUGGCGGCGUUGACCCAGGACGAGUCCUCCGGAGUCCGGACGGACACCACUGGGAAGCAUCGGCCAGUGUGAUCGCAGGCGGCGCGUCGGCUGGCGUGUUCUCCGUACGAUUCAGAGAUGCAUAUCAAGGCAUCGCGACUGGCGGUGACUUCAACGUAGCAAAUGGCUCCGCCCACACAUCAGCAUGGCCAGACAACGGCGGAGAGACAUGGACGGCGUCGGAGGUGUUCCCGGGCGGCUACCGGUCAGGAGCGUCAUGGGCUCCGGGGUUGUGCGGAGUAGCCGUCGCCGUCGGUCCCUCCGGCUCCGAUAUCACUUUCGACGGCGGGCGGACAUGGAAAACGUUCGACACGGGCUCGUUUGAUAGCGUCGAGUGUCUCUCAAGUCGGGUUUGCUGGGCCUCCGGGUCCGCCGGAAGAGUCGGAAAGCUUACGCUGAAGUAA
This is a messenger RNA of Colletotrichum graminicola M1.001, 1065 nucleotides long. Its product is annotated as oxidoreductase. Gene Ontology annotation, molecular function: protein binding. The transcript has a single exon. The record is from RefSeq and is a predicted model, not a curated record. The coding region runs from base 1 to 1065 and encodes 354 amino acids. Lineage: Eukaryota; Fungi; Ascomycota; Sordariomycetes; Glomerellales; Glomerellaceae.